Labeo rohita (rohu) is the source of this 813-nucleotide messenger RNA. RefSeq names its product prostate stem cell antigen-like. The coding region runs from base 25 to 621 and encodes 198 amino acids. The record is from RefSeq and is a predicted model, not a curated record. The transcript is spliced from 5 exons. NCBI's taxonomy places the organism in Eukaryota, Metazoa, Chordata, Actinopteri, Cypriniformes, Cyprinidae.
AUUUCAUUCACCUCCUGAACAAAGAUGGAUCUGCAAAUCUCAGUUUUUCUUCUGUUCGUUCUUUUCACUGCAGGACACUCUUUCAGCUGUUAUGAGUGCAUGAACAUGACGGGUUCUUGUGCAAAUCAAAAGCUAAAAACAUGUCCCAGUGGAUCCUCCAAGUGCAUGAGUUUAACAACAGUCGCACAAGUUGGUGACAUCACUGCUAAAGUGAAGACUAAACUUUGUGCUGCUGACUGCGCAAGUGGAUCCAUGAACAUUGGCAUGGGAAGGACGUCUUUUGCGUGCUGUAACACAGACCAGUGUAACGUCCAAGACGCUCCAGAUCCCUCUAAUGUCCCCAACGGAAAGAAAUGUUACUCUUGUGAUGAGAAGAGCUGCUCAAACAUGAUGAGCUGUACAGGGAGUGAAGACCGCUGCUUUACAGCAACAGGAGGUUUCGGGAGCCUGACAGCUGUAAAAGGCUGUGUCUCUAAAUCCAUUUGUGAUGCUCAAGCAUCGUUUAAAGAUGUUCAGGGGGCCUCAUGCUGUGAGGGGAACCUGUGUAACGGUGCUAAGAGUGUCACUCAGAGCUUCUUGUUCCUCUGCUGUUCUCUGCUCUCCUUCAUCCUGCUGCACUGAAUACAGCAGCUCUUCACAUUCUACAAUGAGACACACUGAACUGAAUAUAGAGCUUGUACUUUCUCUAUACUGUGCACCUUUGGUGUGUUGAUAUGAUUUUUGCUGUGACAUUCUGAUGAAAUAUGAAAUAAAAUACUACAAUUAAUACAACCUGUCAUGCUGUAAAAAAGUCAUAAAUAUAUACUACUAAAA